AUGUGUUACACAGCCUCAAAGGAUCUUCAAGACUUUACAUUUAUUGUUGUAUCGUUAUCACAACAAAAUGAACAACAAAACAUAAUAUCGAUACCACUAUUAACAGAACUUGAAUACACUUUAAGAUUCACUGAUUGGACUUUAAAAUAUGGAAAAAUAUACAUCGGUCCAGAAUAUAUAAAGAGAUUGCGUAAUUUCAAAUCAACUUUGGAUUUCAUCAUUCAGUCAAACAACAAUCCAAAUUCAACAAUUACUUUGGGAUUGAACGAAUUCUCUGAUUGGUCAGAUGAAGAAAAGAAAUCACUUUUAGGUGCUAUGAUCUCACCCAACAGAACUUCUAUUGGUAUACCUUUCAUUGAUGAUGAGAUUCCAUCACCACCAGUAUCCAAAAGUGGUACCUCGAGAUCAUUACUCUCUACAAAUUAUAUUGAUUGGAGAACUCAUAGUGCAGUAACCAGUGUAAAGAAUCAAGCAUCAUGUGGAUCAUGUUAUGCAUUCUCUGCUAUUGCUGUCAUUGAAAGUGCUCUUUUUAAGAGAGGAACAGGUUCAUUCGACUUUAGUGAACAAGAUGCAAUCGAUUGUACAUAUGGUAGGUAUGGUGGUGGUGGUUUCAACUUUGGAUGUUCAGGUGGUGAUCCAGCAACAACAAUACAACAUAUACUAGUGAAUGGACAAGCAAGUGAAGUCGACUAUCCGUAUACAUCUGGUAACACCAGAAUCCAUGGCCCUUGCAAAAACGUCCAAAGAAAUCGUUUGAAUUUGAAUCUUCUCCGAGUACAACGUGGAAGCGAGGAUACUUUAGCGAAUGCUCUUGCCACUGGACCAAUUGCAGUUACUCUCAAUGCUGAAAACAAUGAGUUUUACAACUAUGCCGGUGGAAUCUAUAACAAUGCAGCCUGUUCAACAUCUAUCAAUCAUGCAGUACUACUUGUUGGUUAUGGUCAAGCCAAUGGUGUUGAAUAUUGGAUCAUCAAGAAUUCAUGGGGAACAAGUUGGGGUGAAAAUGGAUUUAUGCGUAUUGCCAAAGGUUAUAACAGAUGUGGAAUCGUAUCAGCUGAAAUCGAUUGUACAUUUGGAAAGUAUGGUGGUGGUUUCAAUUUUGGAUGUGGAGGUGGUGAUCCAGCAACAACAAUACAACAUAUAUUAGUGAAUGGACAAGCAAGUGAAGUCUACUAUCCGUAUACAUCAGGUACCAGCAGACUCCAUGGUUCAUGUAGAAGCGUCAAAAGAAAUAAUUUGGGAAAUUUGAGGCUUAUCCGAGUACAACGUGGAAGCGAGGAUACUUUAGCGAAUGCAUUUGUAAAUGGACCAAUUGUAGUUACUCUCAACGGUGAAAACCAAGAGUUUUACAACUAUGCCGGUGGAAUUUAUAACAAUGCAGCUAGUUCAACACGUAUCAAUCAUGCAGUACUACUUGUUUAUAUUUCUGUAGCAAUUACCCAAGGAUGA
Messenger RNA from Heterostelium album PN500, 1449 nucleotides. RefSeq names its product C1 family peptidase. Bases 1 to 1449 code for a protein of 482 amino acids. The transcript is spliced from 5 exons. Gene Ontology annotation, molecular function: cysteine-type endopeptidase activity. Lineage: Eukaryota; Evosea; Eumycetozoa; Acytosteliales; Acytosteliaceae. Gene Ontology annotation, cellular component: lysosome. The record is from RefSeq and is a predicted model, not a curated record.